This is a messenger RNA of Perkinsus marinus ATCC 50983, 163 nucleotides long. RefSeq lists its product as hypothetical. The transcript has a single exon. Lineage: Eukaryota; Perkinsozoa; Perkinsida; Perkinsidae. The annotation marks the transcript as partial. The record is from RefSeq and is a predicted model, not a curated record.
AUGGCGACACCUGAGGAGCUCGCUGAGCUCUCUGAAGCCCGUAGAGAGUUGGCCGCUACGCGCCGUUCCCUCCGGGAUACUCGCGAGGCUCUCAACAACAUCAUCUCCGACGAGAAGGAUGAUACUCAGCAGCUUAUGAGCGACCUCGCGUCCAAGGAGGCCA